GACCCGUCUCUGCACAGUUUCUGUUGUGAAGAUGCAGUACGUGUGUGCGUUCAAGGUAAUGUCUGCGCACAUCUAAUUUCUAACACAUCUGUCUACUAAGAGUUUACACCUUCAUGGACCGACUCUCAAAGCAACUUACUCCAAAUCGUCUUUAGCGCAGUUUUCUUCUUAAAGGAAAAAAAAAAAAAAAACAAUUGCAAUUCCUAAUCGAGCAAGAAAUCACAUGACUGCUUCCACGCCGCUACAUUUAAAUGCCUCAGUUUUCUUUCUGAAAAGCUGUAAUGGAUAUCUGGAGGUGCUUUGAGAAUGGAAGCACUAGGAAACUUGAGAACGCGUCGCUGGUUUUGCUUCAGUUUGUCAUACCCCGAUUUAGGGAAAUGUAGCCGCAGUCCUCAUUAGAAUGUGAAUGUGCGUGUGUGCGUUUACGAUGAUGCAGUUUUGUGUUUAGUUUUUGCUCUGUGCAAUGCCCCUCAUCCACCAAAGAUUACAGACGCGUUUACUGAAACCUGACACACCCUCUCAGCCUGAUGCUCUGCAAUGCACAAUUCAUAAAGUUAAACCGAGCACAGUGUCGACUGGAGCCUCGUUAAGAGCCCUGACUGAGACACAGUGGACAUGGCGUGCUCCUGUAUCGGAGCUGCUUUCACUUCAAACAAAACGAGAGGCGGUAUGGCUGAGAAGUCUCUGGACCCUGGAGCUGUCUCCAUCCCCUUGGAAGAGACCAUAUGUAACGGGGGUGCCCAGGACACUCCCCUGCUCGUCUCCACACACCUGAAGAAAGUGGAGAAUCACAUCACGGACGCUCAGCGCUUCUCCCACCUGCCCAAGCGCUCGGCCAUCGACCUGGAGUUCACCGAGCUGUCGUACUCCGUGCGCGAGGGCUCCUGCUGGCGGAAGAGAGGCUACAAGGCGCUCCUCAAAUGCCUGUCUGGGAGGUUCUGCAGUCGGGAGCUGAUUGGGAUCAUGGGGCCCUCGGGGGCCGGCAAGUCAACCUUCAUGAACAUCCUGGCGGGGUACAGGGAGACGGGGAUGAAGGGUCAGAUCCUGGUGAACGGUCUGCAGCGGGAGCUCCGUACCUUCCGGAAGAUGUCGUGCUACAUCAUGCAGGACGACAUGCUGCUGCCCCACCUGACUGUCAUCGAGGCCAUGAUGGUUUCAGCCAACUUGAAACUGAACGAGAAGAUGGAAAUGAAAAAAGAGCUGGUGACUGAGAUCCUGACAGCCCUGGGUCUCCUGGAAUGCGCUCUCACUCGCACCCUCUCGCUGUCGGGGGGGCAGCGCAAGCGCCUGGCCAUCGCCCUGGAGCUGGUCAACAACCCGCCUGUCAUGUUCUUCGAUGAGCCGACCAGCGGUCUCGACAGCGCCUCCUGUUUCCAGGUGGUCUCUCUCAUGAAGUCUCUGGCUCAGGGCGGCCGCACCAUAAUCUGCACCAUCCACCAGCCCAGCGCCAAGCUCUUUGAGAUGUUUGACAAGCUCUACAUCCUGAGUCAAGGACAGUGUAUCUACAAGGGCUCCGUCCCAAACCUCAUCCCCUACCUGAAGUACCUAGGUCUGCACUGCCCCACUUACCACAACCCUGCAGACUUCAUUAUCGAGGUGGCGUCGGGGGAGUAUGGAGAUCUGAACCCCGUCCUGUUCAAGGCGGUGCAGGACGGCAUGUGCGUGAUGGAGGAGAAGAAGAACGAGACAGACAAAAGCGACGCAGCGUCCUCCUGCCCCACGCAGUGUCACAACUCCACUCCCAUCGAGAGCCACACCUUCGCUACCAGCACCCUGACUCAGUUCUGUAUCCUGUUCAAGAGAACCUUCAUCUGCAUCUGCAGAGACACGGUCCUGACUCACCUGCGGGUCAUGUCUCACCUCUCUAUCGGGGUGCUGAUCGGUCUGCUGUACCUCAACAUCGGGAACGACGCCGGCAAGGUCUUCAAUAACACCGGCUUCCUUUUCUUCUCCAUGCUCUUCCUCAUGUUCGCUGCCCUCAUGCCCACCGUCCUCACCUUCCCCUUGGAGAUGUCAGUCUUCCUCAGAGAGCAUCUCAACUACUGGUACAGCCUCAAGGCAUACUACCUGGCCAAGACCAUGGCAGAUAUACCGUUCCAGGUGAUCUGUCCCAUCAUGUACUGCAGUAUCGUGUACUGGAUGACAGCCCAGCCCCCCGAGGCCACACGCUUCCUCCUCUUCGCAGCUCUGUCCACGUGCACGGCGCUCGUGGCUCAGUCCCUGGGGCUGCUCAUUGGGGCAGCGUCCAACUCACUGCAGGUGGCCACCUUUGCAGGUCCCGUCACAGCCAUCCCGGUGCUGCUGUUCUCCGGGUUCUUUGUGAACUUCAACACCAUCCCCAAAUACCUGCAGUGGAGCUCCUAUGUGUCCUAUGUCAGGUACGGGUUCGAGGGAGUGAUCCUAUCUAUCUACGGGAUGGACCGGGCUGAUCUGGAGUGUGCAGAGGAGCUGUGCCCCUUCAAGGAGGCGAAGAGGGUGCUGAAGGAGCUGGACGUGGAGGAUGCCAAGCUCUACCUAGACUUCAUUAUGCUGGGCAUCUUCUUCCUGCUUCUGCGCCUCGCCGCAUACCUGGUGCUGCGCUACAGGGUCAAGUCCGAGAGGUAGAGAGACCACUGGAGAGAGAAGGAGACGCACACUCCUUCAGAUACCAGCCUCAAGGCGUCUCUCUGGCUGAAACACCGACUGGCGCGUACAUAUUGAGCAUUGGUUGCGAACAAAAUUUUGAAAACUUUUGUUGGAAACAUUUUACCUCCAUUGUGUUGCCUUGACAACAGGGUCCUCGGCCUUGUUUAAACUCUCACGGGAGCCAGCAGACAAAGUGGUGCUCCCGACAAAAAAACAAACAGUUCUUUAAACGGGAAUCUUUCUCUUUCAGUCCAGUCUCCAACAACCUUUUACUCAUCCUGGCCAAUGUGUUUGAUGUGAUAGCGGUACAUCCAUCUAUCUCUCUAUCUAGCUAUAUAUCUAUCGACCUAUAUAUCUAUAUAUAUAU
Messenger RNA from Polyodon spathula (Mississippi paddlefish), 2992 nucleotides. RefSeq names its product ATP-binding cassette sub-family G member 4-like. Gene Ontology annotation, molecular function: ATP binding; ATP hydrolysis activity; ABC-type transporter activity. The transcript is spliced from 15 exons. Lineage: Eukaryota; Metazoa; Chordata; Actinopteri; Acipenseriformes; Polyodontidae. The coding region runs from base 616 to 2604 and encodes 662 amino acids. Gene Ontology annotation, cellular component: plasma membrane. The record is from RefSeq and is a predicted model, not a curated record.